Tuber aestivum (summer truffle) is the source of this 760-nucleotide messenger RNA. NCBI's taxonomy places the organism in Eukaryota, Fungi, Ascomycota, Pezizomycetes, Pezizales, Tuberaceae. The record is from the annotation of a GenBank genome assembly.
AUGGUAUUUUCUCACCCGCUGUGUUAUAUUUGCCGCUGGUGGGUAACAGCUGACGCAUCAUAUCAAUCACAGCCUCCGAAGAAACGCUCUCGCGCUAGCAGGGCCUCGAAGCUAGUAGCAGAGCUAGACUUAACACCCGAAGAGGAAGAGGAGGUAGCAGAGGUGUGGUCGAUGUACGUCGACGAAGAGGCCUCGGAGGACAUCGGUGAAGAAGUGAUUGCUACAAAGGACGUUAGGAGAGUCUUGAUGUGAGCUCUGAUCCUAUAUGCUGUACCUUAUGCAAGACUAUAGUGACUCGUGGAACACCCUAGUGGCAUGGGAUUCGAGUCUUCAAAGGAGGAAAUGAACGAGAUACUCGAAAUUGUCGAUCCAGAUGACGAGGGUUUGGUCACUUACGAAAGGUUCCUACCGGUCGCGUCGUUGAAACUGAAAGGUUUGCCUCCUCAUGUCCCUUGCUAUGUGAAGAUAUGGUGGGCGGAUGGUGUUAAUAGUAGUCCGCAAUACAGAUCGAGAUGUCCACGAAGAAGCCGAGAAAGCCUUCCAAAUCUUUACCGCCGGCCAACCCGGACCUAUCACUAUGGAGCACCUGAGGCGUGUUGCUGAUCGACUCAAAGAAGAUGUUACGGAUGAUCAGUUAAGAGAGAUGCUCGCGGUAGCCUGCACAAAGGAGAUCAGUAGAGGCGUGGACCUGUUGGUAACCCCCCAUUGCGAUCUCAAAACACUGUUAACCCUUUCCAUAGGAAUGAUUUCCAAGCGGUAA